Messenger RNA from Patiria miniata (bat star), 1879 nucleotides. Its product is annotated as urea transporter 1-like. Bases 458 to 1648 code for a protein of 396 amino acids. Gene Ontology annotation, molecular function: urea transmembrane transporter activity. Gene Ontology annotation, cellular component: membrane. The transcript has 6 exons. The record is from RefSeq and is a predicted model, not a curated record. Gene Ontology annotation, biological process: urea transmembrane transport. NCBI's taxonomy places the organism in Eukaryota, Metazoa, Echinodermata, Asteroidea, Valvatida, Asterinidae.
AGAGAUGAGUAACCAUGGUGAAACCGCAAGAGAAAGCGCCUCGAUCUUCUAUCGCGCGCACCACGCGCACGCGGUGUGUAGUCGAGUCGAGCACAAGCAGGACUUGUUAGGACGUCGAAUGGAUAGAGAGCUUUCAAUGAAGAAUCGCUAGCGUUGAGUACAUAUAUGGACUGCUUGACUUGAAGAGUAUAAAAACAGUGCAUCAAUCCCCACGAACUGACUCUGUUUGCUCCGAACGGGCCAGUCACCGUGGUCUUCAGGAUUCGUGAUCGAUUUUGUUUUUGGCGACUUGGACAAACACACGCAAAGCAACGGGAGGUGCAGACUACCAACGACGACUUGCUGAUAAUCCAAGAAAAGCAACCGAUGAAACAACAUUGGCACAAGUACAUGUCCAAUCCUGCAUUGAUUGAUCGGCUUUGAAACCAACAAACACUUGUCUAUUGUGGCAAACAAAAUGGGAGAUCGCGAGACCCAGAACCAGUCCACUUCGGCCAGCGAGAAGACACCAAUGGCGCGACUCUGCGGCUUGACUGACUACUUCACGGGGACCGUCGAGCCGUUGGACAGGUGGCUGGCCCGUAAACCCUGCCCGCUGAGGUUCGUCAACGCCUGCUGCCGGGCCUUUGGGCAGCCCAUCUUCUUGAACAAUCCCAUCAGUGGACUGAUCAUCAUGGCGGGGCUGUUCGUGCAGAGUCCCUGGCAGGCCUGCUGUGGGAUCUUGGGGUUGUUGGCAGCUCAGCUGACGGCGAUAGCCACGAGGCAGCCCAAGGGAGCCGUGGAUAGCGGUGGGAUAGCGUUCCAAGGCUUGCUGACGGGAUUGGUUAUACCGGCUCUCACCGGGGUGACUGAUUGGCAUGGACUGCUUAUCAUACCCGUCAUCUUCUUUGCGAUAUUCAGUGCAAUCCUGGCCGUCGCACUGGGCAAUCUACUCGGCCAGUGGGGCAUACCAGCCUUCAAUCUCCCCUUUAACGUGGCAACUUUCAUCUUCGUGGCUGCUUCGGGUCCGAGCAACCCGUACUACGGCCCCCCUCCCCCACCGACAGACCAGCUGAACGAGGCAGGUACGUCGGGGCUGGAGCAGGUAGCAGCUAAUGGAACGGACGAGCCCAUCAAUUGGGUCAUGAUUCUUCAGGCAAUCCCCGUAGGCAUUGGUCAGUGCUAUGGUUGUGAUAACUUAAUUACUGGCUGCUUGAUGGCGCUAGCAAUGCUUGUCUGUUCACCGACUAUUUUCCUGCAUGGACUGAUUGGAUCCAUUCUUGGCGCCCUAACGGGCUUAGCCAUGGCGGCGCCUCUGGCUGAUAUCUACGCGGGCCUGUGGGGCUACAACUCCGUACUCACCUGUGCAUCCGUCGGUGGGUUCUUCUUCGUUCUCACCUGGCCCUCGCACCUGAUUGCUCUGCUCUCGGCCAUAUUUGCAGCUGUUGUUAAAGGUGCCAUGGCAGCUGUUCUUAUGCCAGCGGGGCUACCAGAGAUCGCUUUCCCGUUCUGCAUCGCGGCGGGACUGUUCCUCCUGGUAACCAGCGAGAGUAAACUGCUCAUGCGCGUUCCCAUGGACAAGAUCACGUGGCCCGAGGAUCACAGGAGGAGGUUCAAGCCAGGGGGUGUGGCUAAUGCUCAGGAAGGGGAGGCGUUAGAAGUCACGUGAAUGGACGGUAGAUUAUUUGGAAUUUGAACUUUAAACAGGUGCAAAGUGUGGCAAUUAAACAAUGGCCCGCACUGAAGAAACUUGGGUUUUUUAAUACUGUUAUAUUAUAUAUAACAUAUAUUUCUGUGAGAGAGAAAAAACGACGUGUUUCACACAAAAUUGGAGCUAGUAGGGCGUAUCUGCCAAUCUUACAUCGUACAGGCACGGUUCUAGAACCAAUAUUUUUUUGGG